Tyto alba (common barn owl) is the source of this 7997-nucleotide messenger RNA. It is a transcript of the gene MAP1B, whose product is annotated as microtubule associated protein 1B. Gene Ontology annotation, cellular component: dendrite; microtubule associated complex; microtubule. The record is from RefSeq and is a predicted model, not a curated record. Gene Ontology annotation, molecular function: microtubule binding; actin binding. Gene Ontology annotation, biological process: microtubule cytoskeleton organization; regulation of microtubule depolymerization; dendrite development. NCBI's taxonomy places the organism in Eukaryota, Metazoa, Chordata, Aves, Strigiformes, Tytonidae.
AGCGGGGCGGCGGCGAUGGCCACCGUGGUGGUGGAAGUGGACUCGGAGCCCUCCUGCAGCAUCCCCAACCCCACCUCCCCCUCGCCCAGCCUCUCCCACCGCUUCCUGGACAGCAAGUUCUACCUGCUGGUGGUCAUCGGCGAGCUGGUGACCGAGGAGCACCUGCGGCGGGCCAUCGCCAACAUCGAGCGAGGAAUCCGAUCAUGGGACACAAACUUGAUUGAAUGCAACCUGGAUCAAGAACUGAAACUUUUUGUGUCUCGCCAUUCAGCUCGAUUCUCUCCUGAAGUUCGAGGUCAAAAGAUUCUUCACCACAGAAGUGAUGUCUUAGAAACUGUAGUCCUAAUCAAUCCCUCAGAUGAAGCAGUUAGUACUGAGGUGCGCUUAAUGAUCACAGAUGCUGCAAGACACAAGCUCCUUGUACUAACUGGGCAGUGCUUUGAAAACACGGGAGAACUCAUUCUUCAGUCAGGAUCCUUCUCCUUCCAGAACUUCAUUGAGAUCUUCACGGAUCAAGAGAUUGGUGAAUUAUUGAGCACCACACACCCAGCCAACAAAGCCAGCCUAACUCUUUUCUGCCCCGAGGAAGGGGACUGGAAAAAUUCCAACCUCGACAGACACAACCUUCAAGACUUUAUUAACAUUAAACUCAACUCAGCUUCCAUAUUGCCUGAAAUGGAAGGACUCUCCGAAUUCACAGAAUAUCUGUCAGAGUCAGUAGAAGUGCCAUCACCUUUUGACAUUUUGGAACCUCCAACCUCAGGAGGCUUCUUGAAACUCUCAAAGCCCUGCUGUUAUAUUUUCCCGGGGGGAAGAGGGGACUCUGCAUUGUUUGCAGUGAAUGGAUUCAAUAUGCUUAUCAAUGGAGGAUCUGAAAGAAAAUCUUGCUUUUGGAAACUUAUCCGGCACUUGGACAGGGUAGAUUCCAUUCUGCUUACUCACAUCGGAGAUGACAACCUGCCAGGAAUCAACAGCAUGCUUCAGCGAAAAAUAGCUGAACUAGAAGAAGAACAAUCCCAAGGGUCUACUACCAACAGCGACUGGAUGAAAAAUCUAAUCUCACCUGAUUUAGGAGUUGUAUUCCUUAAUGUACCUGAGAACCUGAAGAACCUAGAUCCUAACUUUAGAGUAAAAAGGAGUGUAGAAGAAGCUUGUUUUACUCUCCAGUAUUUAAAUAAGUUGUCUAUGAGACCAGAACCACUUUUCAGAAAUAUGGGAAAUACGAUUGACCCCAUCAUUUUAUUUCAGAAAAUGGGAGUUGGCAAACUUGAGAUGUAUGUGCUUAAUCCUGUCAAAAAUAGCAAAGAGAUGCAAUAUUUUAUGCAGCAGUGGAGUGGUACUAACAAUAAAGCUGAAUUCCUGCUACCAAAUGGCCAAGAACUAGACAUUCCAUUAUCCUACUUCACCUCUGUCUCAUCCUUGAUUGUCUGGCAUCCAGCUAAUCCUGCAGAAAUAAUCCGAGUUCUGUUUCCUGGAAACAGCACCCAAUACAAUAUUCUAGAAGGACUAGAAAAACUCAAACACUUAGACUUCCUUAAACAACCAAUGGUUACACAAAAAGACCUAACUGGGAACAUUGCUAGUCCAGCUGUGAAACAAACAAAGUUGAAACAACGAACAGACAGCAAGGAGAGUCUGAAGCCUGCUGCAAAGACACCACCAAGCAAGCCUCUCAGAAAAGAAUCUAAAGAGGAAACACCGGAGCCUGCAAAGCCUAGUCUGGCACUGGAAAAACCUCAGAAGUUGGAAAGCAAAGAAAAAGUUCCAGUUAAAAAAGAGAAACCAGCAAAACUGGAGACGAAACCUACAGUGGCAGAAAAAGACCUAACAAGUAAAGAAGAACAAUUAAUAAAAUCUGAAACUCCUGAAAAACAAACUACAGAUGUAAAACCAAAAGUGUCAAAGGAGAAGCCAGUGAAAAAGGAAGUCAAAGCAAAACCUGAAGAAAAGAAAGAGGAAAAAAAACCAAAGAAAGAGGUUUCUAAAAAAGAGGAAAAAACACCCAUCAAAAAAGAGGAAAAACCCAAAAAAGAGGAGAUCAAGAAGGAAGUUAAAAAAGAGAUGAAAAAGGAAGAGAAGAAGGACACUAAGAAAGAAGUAAAGAAGGAAGCUCCACCGAAGGAAGCUAAAAAAGAAGCCAAAAAAGAGAAAAAGGAAAUUAAGAAGGAAGAAAAGACCAAAAAGGACAUCAAAAAGGUUCCUAAAGAAACAAAGAAGGCAGCUCCUUCUUCAGCUGAAGCCAAAAAGCCAGCAGCAAAGCCUAAACCACAAAAGAAGGAGGAAACUGCUAAAAAAGAAGCAGUACCUCCUGGAAAGCCAAAGGAAAAAGGAAAAGUUAAGACUGUGAAGAAGGAGAUCAAAGUCAGUGGAGCACAAGCUGCCCUUGCAGCAGUUGGAGUCGCUGCCACAACUGUAGCAGCUGUAGCAGCUGAAGAAAUAACAGCCAGUGGGAAGGAACUUGAAGCAGAGAGAUCCCUUAUGUCUUCACCAGAGGAUUUAACAAAGGAUUUUGAGGAAUUAAAAGCUGAAGAAGUAGAAACAAUGAAAGAAACAAAACCUCAAGUUGGACUUAUAGAGGAUGGACUGAAACUCACUGGCACAGUACAAAAAGAGGCCUUUGAAGUACAAAGAAAAUUAGAUAAUGAAGGACCUGCCGAGUCCUCUGAUGAAGGCAUAACCACCACAGAGGCUGAGUGUGAGUGUGAACAGACACCUGAAGAAUUGGAACCUGUGGAAAAGCACAGGGUUGAUGACAAUGAAAAGUUUGAAGAUGAGGGAACUGGUUUGGAAGAAUCAUCUGAAGCAGGAGAUUAUGAAGAAAAAGCAGAGACAGAAGAAGCUGAAGAACGAGGUGAAGAUGAAGGAAAGACACCACAGGACACCACAAAACCAUAUAUGGACGAACCACGAAAAAUUCAGGAGAGCUCAGAAGAAAUAAUGGCUGAAUCAGAUGCUAACAUUAAAGAUGAAAAGUAUUUUGAAAAGGCAGAUUAUGAGGCAUCAGAUGAACGGGCUGAGGAAGACAGAGAAGAAGCAAUAGAAAAGGCGGAAACUGAAGAGACUGAAGAAGAUGAGGAAGACAAAGCAGAAGACAUCAGAGACGAGGAGGAAGCUGAAAAAAUAGAAGCCGAGGAAGAUUAUGUGAUGGCUGUGGUAGACAAAGCUGCAGAAGCUGGUGAAGUUGAAGAUAAAUAUGGCCUACUCGUAAUUACACCAACAAAACGCUCAGAGCCUCAAUCUCCAGCAGUUGAACCAGCCUCUUCUAUCCAUGAUGAGACAUUACCUGGUGGUUCAGAAAGUGAAGCUACUGUUUCUGAUGAAGAAAAUAGAGAAGAUCAACCCGAGGAAUUCACUGCUACUUCAGGUUACACACAGUCUACCAUUGAAAUAUCCAGUGAACCAACUCCAAUGGAUGAAAUGUCAACACCGCGGGAUGUUAUGAGUGAUGAAACUAACAAUGAGGAAAGUGAGUCACCCUCUCAGGAGUAUGUGAACAUUACCAAAUAUGAGACAUCGCUGUACUCUCAAGAGUUUGGCAGACCUAAACUUUCUCCACUUCCAGAUGCUUUUAAUGGAUUAUCUGAAGGAUCUAAAACAGAAGCUACAGAAGGUAAAGACUAUAAUGCCUCAGCUUCCACCAUCUCACCACCUUCUUCAUUAGAGGAAGACAAAUUCUGCAAAUCUGCGUUCCAAGACGUAUACCGGCACAAAGAAAGUGAAAUCCAAGGCGCUGCCAAAUUAGAAAUCAAAGAACCCUAUCAAGAAGAUGUUGGUGGAAAACUUAGUCCAGCCAAGAGUCCGGCUGACAGUUUGUCCCCUCCAUCACCUGUUGCCAAAACACCACUGAGUGAACGUAGUGUGAACUUUUCACUCACUCCCAAUGAGAUCAAGGUCUCAUCUGAGCCUGUCCCCAUUGCUACAUUGCCUGAUGUACAUCAAGAUGUUGCUGAAGAGCACUGUGCAAGCCCUGAAGAUAAAACAUUAGAAGUAGCAUCUCCCUCACAGUCUGCUGCUGGUAGUGCUGGCCACACACCUUACUAUCAGUCUCCCACUGAUGAAAAGUCCAGUCAGCUUCCCUCUGAAACUAGUGAAAAGUCAACAGAAGCUCCUGUUAGCUUUGAAUUCAGUGAAGUCAAAGAUGAGACUGCAAAACCCAGAAUAAGCCCUAUGGAUGAGCCUGUGCCAGAUUCAGAAUCUCCAAUUGAAAAGGUUCUGUCACCUCUACGGAGUCCACCACUGAUAGGUUCAGAGACCACUUAUGAUACAUUUCUGAGUGCUGAUUUAAAGUCUCCCACAAGAGAUUACCAAAGUCCUUCUGAGGGGAAACCUGAAAAAGAAAAAUCACCUGUUCAUAUGAGCCCAGCUUCUGAAGCCAGCUCUGUGGGCCUUUUCCAAGAAAAGCAAGAUGAAAAAAGCAUGGAGUUUAUGGUAAUUAAGGAAGGCUUCAGCCUAGAAAGGAAAAUGGAGGAUACAGAACCCAGCAGCUCCCAGUCUUCACUGAUCUUGGAUGAGCGGAAGUUAGCAGGUGAUCUCUCACCUACUCAAAUAGAUAUCAGUCAGUUUGGUUCCUUAAAAGAAGAUACCAAAAUGUCAAUUUCUGAAGGCACUGUUUCUGACAAGUCUGCAACUCCUGUUGAUGAGGUUGUAGCAGAAGACACCUAUUCCCAUAUAGAAGGAGUAGCUUCUGUCUCUACAGCAUCUGUUGCUACUAGUUCAUUUCCAGAACCAACUACUGAUGAUGUAUCUCCUUCUUUGCAUGCUGAGGUUGGAUCUCCCCACUCUACCGAAGUUGAUGAUUCCCUUUCAGUGUCAGUUGUACAAACACCAACAACUUUUCAGGAAACAGAAAUGUCUCCAUCUAAGGAAGAGUGCCCAAGACCCAUGUCAAUAUCUCCACCAGAUUUCUCACCUAAAACUGCAAAAUCAAGAACACCAGUGCAUGAUCACAGAUCACCUGAGCAGUCAACUAUGUCAGUAGAAUUUGGUCAGGAGUCUCCCGAGCAGUCUUUAGCAAUGGACUUUAGUAGGCAAUCUCCCACUGUAGGCACCAGUAUACACCAUAUAUCUGAAAAUGGACCAACCGAAGUAGAUUUUAGCCCUUCAGAUAUACAGGAGCCUACUUUUGCACAGAAGAUUUCCCCUGUGGAGCAGUCAUCUUACUCUCAGGAGAAAGAUAUUUCAGAAAUUAUCUCAGUUUCUCAAAUUGAAGCGUCAUCCUCAACUUCAUCAGCUCAUACACCUUCCCAGGUAACUUCACCACUGCCAGAAGAAACCUUUUCAGGUGCUGUUCCACCCAGAGAUAUGUCACUACAUUCUUCUUUUACCUCAGAAAAGGUGCAGAGCCUAGGAGAAAAGCUGUCACCAAAGUCUGACCUAUCUCCAUUAACUCCAAGGGAAUCUUCUCCUCUGUACUCUCCUAGUUUUCCAGAUUCACCUCCUGCAAUCACAGAAGCGGUGUCAGCUAGUCACACACCUUUGUUGUCAUUGCAGGUGUCCUCUGGCAAAGGUUUUGGUUACCAGGAUCCCCUAACAAAGCACAGUCCAGAACCUUUACUCAGCCCAGAAAAAGAAGAUUCAGAUAAUUGCAGCAGGUCACCGGAAGAACUUAGUUAUUCUUAUGAGGCCACAGAGAAAGCUACUAGAUCACCAGAAGAUAUUAGCUACUCCUAUGAGGCAGUUAGAAAAUCUACUAGAUCACCUCAAGCGACAGACUAUUCCUAUGAGACAACUGAGAAAGCUACUAGGUCACCUGAGGCCACGGAUUAUUCUUAUGAGAUAAUUGCGAAAAAUAUGAGGUCAUCUGAGGCCACAGAUUAUUCUUAUGAGAUGACAGGGAAAACCACCAGGUCACCAGGGGUCACAGAUUAUUCCUACGAGACAACAGGGAAAACCAGUAGGUCACCUGGGGACACAGAAUAUUCCUAUGAGACAACAGGGAAAACCACCAAAUCUCCUGAGGCCACAGAUUAUUCCUAUGAGACAACUGGGAAAACCAAAUCACCAGAGGCCACAGAUUAUUGCUAUGAGACCAUUGGGAAAGCUGUGAGGUCACCUGAUAUGGAUUACUCCUGUGAGACAAGGAAAACCACUAAGUCACCAGAAACCAUUAGCUACUGCUAUGAGACAACUGGGAGAACCACAAGGUCACCAGAGUCCAUGGUUUACUCCUAUGAGACAACUGGAAAACCCUCCAGUUCACCUGAAGCCACAGAUUACUCAUUUGAGACAACUGGGAGAGCCAUCAAAUCACUCGAAGCUACCAGCUAUUCCUAUGACGGAAGUGCACAUUUCACUCCAGGAAAAACAUUAGCAGAAUCCCGUCAAGAUGUUGACUUAUGCCUUGUGUCCUCUUGUGAAUAUAAACAUCCCAAAACAGAACUGUCACCCUCAUUUAUCAACCCAAACCCCCUUGAGUGGUUUGCAAGUGAAGAACAGUCUCAAGAUCAAGAGAAGCCAUUAACUCAAUUUGGGGGAUCUCAACCACCUUCUGGGGGAAAGCAGCAAGGGCGGCAGUGUGAUGAAACCCCUCCCACAUCUGUGAGCGAGUCUGCCCCAUCUCAAACUGAUUCAGAUGUUCCCCCAGAGACUGAGGAAUGUCCUUCCAUCACUGCAGAUGCUAACAUUGACUCGGAAGAUGAGUCAGAAACCAUUCCAACGGACAAGACAAUUACAUACAAACACAUUGACCCACCACCUGUGCCAAUGCAGGAUCGCAGCCCUUCCCCUAGGCACCCUGAUGUUUCCAUGGUUGACCCAGAGGCUCUGCCUGUUGAUCAGAAUUUAGGUAAACCUUUGAAGAAGGACCUCAAAGAAAAGACAAAAACAAAAAAGCAAGGUACUAAGACCAAGUCGUCUUCUCCUGUUAAAAAAAGUGAUGGUAAAUCAAAACAAGUGGCUUCACCAAAGCCAGCUAUAAAAGAAUCUUUAGACAAAAUUUCCAAAACAGCUUCUCCAAAAAAGAAGGAGUCUGUGGAGAAGGCAACCAAAAAUAUGUCUAAUCCAGAAGUAAAGUCUCGAAUGGAAGAGAAAGACAAAGACACGAAGAAUGCAGCAAAUACAACAACAUCCAAGUCAGCAAAGACUGCAACCACAGGACCUGGGAAUACUAAGGUGGCAAAAUCUACAGCAGUGCCUCCAGGACCUCCAGUGUAUUUGGAUCUGGUGUACAUUCCCAACCACAGCAAUAGCAAGAACGUCGAUGUUGAGUUUUUCAAGAGGGUGCGGUCAUCCUACUAUGUGGUGAGCGGGAAUGAUUCUGCAGCUGAGGAGCCAAGCAGGGCUGUUCUGGACUCCCUGCUAGAGGGCAAAGCACAGUGGGAGAGUAACAUGCAGGUUACCUUAAUCCCAACCCAUGACUCAGAAGUGAUGAGGGAAUGGUACCAAGAGACCCAUGAGAAACAGCAGGACCUCAACAUCAUGGUUUUGGCAAGCAGCAGCACUGUUGUUAUGCAAGACGAAUCUUUUCCUGCAUGCAAGAUUGAACUGUAAGAAUGAGACCAUGCACCGCAAGAUUAAACUUUGUUUCCAGAAAUUCUUCAGUUUGAAAACACCUUUUCUAAAAAAUCAACCCAUCUAUUUCAACUGCUGAACUAUAUACCUGCCAAAUGCUAUACUGUGUCACAGUGAUGCAAGUCACUAAUAUUUUUCAGACUUUGCUGAUUGCUAAGGGAAAUAACAGUAUUCCCAUAGUAGGGUUCAAAUUACUGCAAAAAUACAGAUCCAGUUUCAUCUCUGCUGAACGUUUGGAAACCAUGCACUAGCAACCCCAACUGACUUCUACCAGGUAGAGGCAUUUGCCCUCUAAAGAAACACAAGGAGAUAGAGAGAGGGGUAGGAGGAGAAAGUAAUAAAUAAUUAGAUCUGCAUUAGUCUCAUGGCAAUAGAUGUAUCGCUUACUGCAGUCUGCUUAUGCUCUCACAUGAAAAGGAAGUUUUAAAUUUAUAUCAAUCUGAGCUAUCGCAAUGGGGAUACUUUUUACAGAAUUAAGGUAGCUGAAA